AUGUUUCCAUCCAUAAUCAUCACCUUAUUUUCCAUUUAUCAGCUCAUCUAUUCAUAUAAUGAACAUACCAUCAAUUAUUAUCCACCCACGGAAUUGGCCAUUUCUGAUGAAGAAAUUGUAAAUCGAGCUGUCCAAGAAUUACACAAUAUCGAUGCCGCCAACGACUUGAAUGAAUGUAUGACAUGUAAAACUCGUUUGCAAGUUGCCAAGUUUAUUAGUUUAACCCGUCCUGAUUUAGUGCCACAAAUAUUCUCCACUUGGUGUGUUGAAUCUGGUUUUGAUGAAAUCCAAUGUCAUAUGAAUUACGGUUAUCCCAGUGAAGAUUACUGUACUAUGGGUAAUGACUUUACCAAGAUGGUUAGCCUCAUGAAUCCAUCAGGUUUGGAUGGCGAUUAUUUCUGUUAUUAUCAUGAUAAAAACUGUGGGGUAUUACCCGAGACUCCACUUGUUGACAUGAGUAGAUUGUGGCCACUGAAACCACGUAAUUAUUUACCGCCAGACAACAGUGGCGAGACCUUCCAUGUAUUGCACAUAAGUGAUAUCAACCUCCAACCAGAUUACAAAAUGUUUGCUGAAGCCAAUUGUACCCAAAGUUUAUGUUGUUCCCCUCAUUGUAGAAAUUUGCAAGGUUCAGCUCCUAACUUUAAUGAAAAUUUAGAAGGUGGGUAUUUUGAUAGUAGCUAUAGUAGAAACCAUUUUGAAAAAGGAUCAUAUAUGGAUAUCACCAAAAUCAAAAAACCGACUUGGAGACCAGCUCGACAAUUUGGCGAAUAUAACUGUGAUUCACCAGCGUUGUUAUUAAACAGUACCAUGCAAGGUAUACGUGAUUUGCAUCAAAACCAUCUUUCGUUUGAAUUUGCAUUAUUCACUGGAGGGACAGUUGACCAUUCUGACAGACUGUUUAUGAGCAAAACAAAAAACAUCAUUUCCCAAGAUACUAGUUAUAGAAUUCUUAAACAUUAUUUGGAUACUGUUGACGUAAUCCCGACUUUUGGUACAAGAGAUAUUUUCCCAAUGAAUCAAUUGCCGCAAAAACAUCUAACAGAAAAUUCCAAUUCGUACCAAUGGCAAUUUGAUUUCUUAGCAGAUCUCUGGUUGGAAUUAGGAUGGAUUGAUCAUGAAUCUUCCAAACAAGUUAGAUAUUCCCAAAUUGGUUAUUCACUAGUCACUUCUCGUGGUUUGAAAAUCAUUUGUUUAAACUCCAAUGUUUGGAAUGUGAAAAACUUGUAUGCCUUUUGGGAAGUAUUAUCAAUUGAUUCAUUUGGUAUGUGGAAAUUUCUUAUCGAAGAAUUGAUUGAAAGUGAAAGAAUACAUCAACGAGUAUGGAUAGUUGCUCACUUGCCAACAAAUCACCAAUCAUUGCCAUUACCAACGAGAGUGUUUGCCCAAAUUAUCGAACGGUUUUCACCACAAGUGAUUGCUGCCAUAUUUUUCGGCCACAUUCAAGUUGAUACAUUUAUGAUUCAAUAUGGGGGUGAUGGAACAGACACCAAGGAGUUGGAGAGUGCCAUUAAUCAUGCCCUUGUUGGUCCUCUGAUUAGUCCAUAUCUGGGAGUAAACCCUGCCUGGAGGUAUUAUGCCAUAGACCUGAAAAGUUUUAGUGUGGUUAAUUCCUUCACUUAUUAUACCAAAUUAGAUAACACAUUCAUCAAUGAUGGGGCUGAACCAGUGUGGGAAUUCGGGUAUUCUGCUCGAGAUGUCUAUGACCCUGAACAAAUGUGGCCCAUGGAAUGGUGUUUAAAUACUGAGUGGUGGCAUCAUGUCAGUGAAAAAAUCAAACAAGUACCAGAAAUGGAUUUAAUGUAUCAACGAUUGGAUACUCGAUGGUUUUCUCAAAAUGAGUUGGAUGGCAAUAGUUAUUGUAAAGUGACUAGUUUCACCAUGGAAGCCAAAAAGCAGUGUAUGUUAACUGGGGACCAAGAUGAUUAUGUUGAACCCAAACAGCCUAAUGAUUAUGUUCCGUUUAUUCAUGUUGGAAGUAAAGUUGAAUAUAUUGAUAAACAAGUGGCAUAUCCACCUGAUGAAGAAGAGGAAUCUGAGUCUGAAGAAGUUGACGAAGAUUAUCAACCAGGGAAAAAAAUAGGCACAGGGGAAAACAAUACUAAUGUUGGUCAGGGUUUGAAUGGUGGUGGUAAUGGUGAGUCUGAUGAUGACAAUAAAGUCAAAAAAACAGAAGGAUUCACUGGGAAUGAAAAUGGUGAACAAAAUUAUACUGCUGCUAACAACGAUGGUUCUCUUAGUUCAAGAAUUCGAAGAAAACCACAGGGUAAAUCUCUUGGCUUAAAAAUUAGAAAUCGGCACCGAAUCCCUAUUGCUCAAUUGUGA
This is a messenger RNA of Candida albicans SC5314, 2325 nucleotides long. RefSeq lists its product as uncharacterized. The coding region runs from base 1 to 2325 and encodes 774 amino acids. The transcript has a single exon. Lineage: Eukaryota; Fungi; Ascomycota; Pichiomycetes; Serinales; Debaryomycetaceae. The record is from RefSeq and is a predicted model, not a curated record.